UGAUCGAUAACUGGCCAAAAUUUCUGUCUUUUUCAGACAUGGAUAACCCUGGAGUCCACUGGUGACUUGACAUGGGAUUUGCCCAGUAAUUUUCGAAAACUGACCAAUAUCUGUGUCCUUUUUCAGAAAAAAGGAUCACUCUGGAGUCUACUGGUGACUGAAGAUGGGAUCUGUUCAAUAUCAGUAUGCCGUGAUAUGGUUUGCUUUAGGAGUGACAUUAAUAGUCCCACUUCUUAUAUUCAUUCGCUAUAAUGUAAACUUUGAUAAAACUAAACCAGUCGAAAACACAAACAUUGUUCUACUUAGUUCAGAAGAGACACUAGGGAAAAUAAUCACACGUGAAAAUAACCUUGGAUGGAAUAUAUUAGAUGAAGAAACCUGUCAAGCAAAAGAUAAUUUUGUCCUUAAAAAGAUACUGCCUUUGAAUGUACCUAUAUAUAUUUAUAAUCCUAAUGAGGAUGUUCACAUAUCUCGAAUGAUCUUUAAUUCUGGUACAUGGGAAACCCCGCUGGUUGACAAGGUUGUCGAAGCAAUGAAACUUCACCCGGACGCAGUGUUUAUUGACAUUGGUGCUAACAUAGGAAUGUAUUCUAUGACAAUGGCGGCUCUUGGUUAUCGCGUUAUUGCAGUCGAUUGUUAUAUAGAGAAUGUAAUGCGGUUGUGUGCCUCCGCAAGGAAAGCAAACGUUACAAACAAAAUGUCUAUUAUUCAUAAUGGAAUUUCAGACAAGCGAUCGGAAUUAAGAUUGAUUAAAUCAACAGAGCCUAAUGUUGGCGGAAUGGGAGUAGAACAAAUAUCGUCAACAUCAAAUGUAACUCACAAUUUAACAGCUAAUGCCAUACUUUUAGAUGAUUUACUUGAAAUAUUUCCCAUUAAAAAUGCAAUAAUAAAAAUGGACGUUGAGAAGCAUGAAGAUGAAAUACUUAAAGGUGCCAAAAUAUUUUUCGAAAAAGUUAAAGUUGAGACAGUUUUAUUGGAAUUUCGAUUCCAUAGAAAAGAUGAAACAGGACAGUUUAUAAUUGACUUUUUUGAUAAACAUGGAUUGACACCGAAUUUGUCAAAGCUUGUUAACGCAUCCGAUUAUAGUACAUGGCCAGGAGAUUUGAUUUGGAACAGGAAAAAAUAACAACUUGAACAUUUAAUUUAUUAACAUUUGUUUUUCAUUUCAAACUGCCAUUUUCAGAUUGUAACAAAUGUGUAAGCUAUAUCUGUUAUGAAUUUGAAUAUUUUUCAUUAAGGACCGAUGAUGUGUAACCUAAACGGGCGGCUGGGAGGGAAUAAAUUUUUUGAGAAUGAAAAGGAGGAUAUCCAAUUUUUCGACACUUCAUAUGGAAAGCAACGAAAUUACGAAAAUCGAGCAAUUCUGUUUUUCAAAGCGACACAAAUGAUAAAUGAUGUGUAGAAAAUGUGGAAUACUGUAAAUAGGUAUCUGAUUCUUCAGGAAAAGUGUCACUUGAUUCAUAUGUCUGAUCUAUAUGUUUUGUGUCAUAAGUUUUGUCUUUAAAUCCAUUUCAAUGUUUGUUUACUGUGAGUCAUGACCAUCUUUGGUUAAUUUGUUUGUUAGAAAUAUAUCUGGGAUUGCUGCAUGGUUCGAUGUUUUAGUUUUUGCAUUUUUUCGGAGCUUUUCAGAUCAUAAACAUAAC
Molecule: messenger RNA, 1643 nt
Organism: Mytilus californianus (California mussel)
Lineage: Eukaryota; Metazoa; Mollusca; Bivalvia; Mytilida; Mytilidae
Exons: 1
Coding region: 164-1126 (320 amino acids)
Source: RefSeq, a predicted model, not a curated record